Molecule: messenger RNA, 861 nt
Organism: Dibothriocephalus latus
Lineage: Eukaryota; Metazoa; Platyhelminthes; Cestoda; Diphyllobothriidea; Diphyllobothriidae
Source: the annotation of a GenBank genome assembly
AUGUACAGAAAAGCGUUCAGCCGAAUCGCAAAGGUGCUGCUUGGUGGUACGAUCGGUGCAGGUCUUCUAGCUGCAUCCCCAGCAGGUGAACCCAUACGCAGUCAUGCCCAAAAUAUCCUUCCAAGUUUCGCACGGGCACUGGCUUACAGCGCUCCGGCAUUAGAUGUUUCCAAGUCCUGCUGUACGCCCUGGAACUCAAACUGGGAUGGACGUGAUGUGGUCACCUCGACCGACGGCACGUCUAAUGGUGAUAGCUCAAACAGUCCGCGGCGACCCAAAUGCAGUCGGCACAUAAUUCUUGUGCGUCACGGGCAGUAUCAUUACGCUGCGGAUGAUUCGGACUGCCAUUUGACUAAACUAGGUCGUGAACAAACUGACUACACGGGUCAGCGACUGAAACAGCUCAAUUUACCUUAUUCCCGCAUUAUUUACUCCACAAUGACAAGAGCAGUGGAGUCAACAGAUGAAAUUAUCAAAUACCUACCCGAAGUACCUGCUGUGCCUUGUGACAGACUGAGAGAGGGCGCCCCCUUCCCACCCCAGCCUCCUGUACCUAAUUGGCCCUCCUCUAAAGACGCUUUCAAUGAAGAUGGUCCGCGGAUUGAAGCAGCCUUUAAUUAUUACAUGCACCGGGCAGAUCCCGAUCAGGAGAAAGACAGCUAUGAAAUCCUUGUCUGUCAUGCUAAUGUGAUCCGCUAUUUUGUUUGUCGCAGUCUUCAACUCCCACCAGAGGCUUGGAUCCGAAUGACUCUUGAUCAUGGAAGCCUCACUUGGAUCACAAUCCGUCCCACUGGAACUGUCAGUCUUCGUUGGCUAGGAAACUCAGGUUACAUGCCUGCGGAUAAGUUGAGUGUGCAGUGA